AUGGCCGACGACGCCUCAUACACAGCUUUCCUAGAGAAAGCCAACGCCGACGUUAGUGGUCCAAGCCACAGCCACGAACAAUCGCCAUCGACCUCGCAAGCACGGACGAAACUCGAUCCGACGACCUCGACUACAUCCCAACUCGAAGCCUUACCAGCCUCCCUCAAGUCGUUGCCUUCGGACCUGACAUACACGUCGGACACAGAUGAGCCAUUCCAGCCGAUCGCCCUGAACUACGCAGGCACGGAGCUUCCGAAUGCAGAGGAGUUCCGCAAGUGUUUGGGCGCAAAGGGCCAGACCGCCGGCGCGGUGGAAGAACUGUCAGCUGAAGAAUUCGAUCCUCGGGGUCAAUAUAAGGAUAUCAUUGAGCGGGUAAGUCAGGCCGCAAAAGAACAGAACCUGAAAGUCAAGGUGUACAGGGUCGAAAUUAGUCGGACGAGAGCAGAGUAUUAUAUAUUGACACUGGGCGAGAAAAUGUUGGUCGGUGUGUAUGUGAAGGCGGUGGAAAGCUAG
Exophiala dermatitidis NIH/UT8656 is the source of this 513-nucleotide messenger RNA. RefSeq lists its product as uncharacterized. Bases 1 to 513 code for a protein of 170 amino acids. The transcript has a single exon. The record is from RefSeq and is a predicted model, not a curated record. Lineage: Eukaryota; Fungi; Ascomycota; Eurotiomycetes; Chaetothyriales; Herpotrichiellaceae.